Molecule: messenger RNA, 1539 nt
Organism: Cryptococcus wingfieldii CBS 7118
Lineage: Eukaryota; Fungi; Basidiomycota; Tremellomycetes; Tremellales; Cryptococcaceae
Exons: 9
Coding region: 1-1539 (512 amino acids)
Source: RefSeq, a predicted model, not a curated record
AUGUUCAGCAUCACCAGCAUCAAGACAUCUCUACGCCAGCAGGCAGGUCGCGCACAGCGAGCUACGUUUUUCAAAAGUGUCCAAACUCAGGUAGCACCAUCUGCGAUUGAGCGCAAGCACCGCAAGGAGCGCGAGGAAGGAGACAUCAGCUCCGUAUUCUCAUCCUUGUCUGGUGAAGAGGAGAAGACACUCCCUCCUCGAUUUUCUGAGCUCAAGAGAAGUGUCAUUGGGGAUGAAGCAAACCAGCAAAGGCUAGUGGCCUCUUGGGGGAGGUUAACCCAACAUCUCGCCAGAGUCGCUCACGAGAUUGAGAGCGGCCAACAAGACUGCAUCCCCGAGACAACCUACGACGAGUUCAUCAACCACCGCACCCCAGUUCUGGAGCAACGGAUCAAGACAUGUGGAUCCGUCAUCAUUCGCGACGUCGUGGACGAGCAAACUGCUUUGAACUGGUUGGCAGACCUGAAGUCUUACAUUGAUCUCAAUCCGAGCGUAAAGGGGUUCCCAGAGAAUGACAAGCAAGUCUUUGAAUUAUAUUGGUCCAGAUCUCAACUAUCUGCCAGAUCCCAUCCUCGAGCCAUGGCCGUCCAGCGAGCCCUCCUCGGUCUCUUUUCCCAUACUCCCGCCGACCUUGUGUCGCUUCAUACCCCAAUCACAUACGCCGACCGGCUUCGAAUCCGCCAUCCGGGCGAUGCCCAAUUUGCCCUAGGCCCCCAUGCCGACGGUGGCAGUGUAGAGAGAUGGGAGGAUGAGACCUAUCGUCGGGUGUACCAUAGUAUUCUGGAAGGGAGGUGGGAAGAAUUCGAUUCCUGGACAAUUGGGGAGAGGGCGCAGGCGAGGCAGAGCAUGUACGAUGGCCCAGGGUCGUGCGGUGUUUUCAGAGCUUUCCAAGGAUGGACCUCCAUGUCCAACACGGGUCCUAACGAAGGCACCCUCCAAGUAUACCCCUUGAUCAAAGAGCUUAGUGCUUACACUAUGCUCCGUCCUCUUUUUAGGCAACAACCUCGUACGGAUUUGGAUAGGGACGAUUAUCUCGCCCCUGCCAAUUGGGAGCUCGACUUGGAAACAUCCCGCUUUCCAGGGUCUCCGCUAGCUCGAGGUCAAGAAUACAAUGACACCACCCAUCCACAUUUGGAGCUGGACAGGACGAUGAUAGCUAUCCCCAGAGUCAAGCCAGGGGAUCAAGCUUGGUGGCACGGCGGCGAGUUUGAUAAUUCCAAAGACGCCAUCCACGCCGUCGAGAAAGUACAUAAUGGCAAAGGGCCGUCGGCGGUGAUGUAUAUCCCCGCUGUACCACUGACCCUUCAGAACGCAGCAUAUGUCAACGACCAGAAACAAACCUUUUUGAAGGGGAAACCAGGACCCGAUUUCCCCGGAGGGGUUGGGGAGAGUAAUUUCGAAGGCCGGGGACAGGUGGAGGACAUAGAGAGUCUUGAAGGAAGACGAGCAAUGGGGCUUGAGCCUUUUGAUGUCUCUGGAAGUCUUGCAUCGGGCGAGCGAGAGGUGAGGAAACAAGCCAACACUAUUAUAGGUUCUUAG